This is a messenger RNA of Drosophila melanogaster (fruit fly), 4902 nucleotides long. RefSeq names its product Cbl proto-oncogene (gene Cbl). Bases 356 to 2992 code for a protein of 878 amino acids. Gene Ontology annotation, molecular function: phosphotyrosine residue binding; ubiquitin protein ligase activity; calcium ion binding. The transcript has 6 exons. Gene Ontology annotation, biological process: protein ubiquitination; cell surface receptor signaling pathway; regulation of signaling. NCBI's taxonomy places the organism in Eukaryota, Metazoa, Arthropoda, Insecta, Diptera, Drosophilidae. The record is from RefSeq and is marked reviewed.
UUACUGGCGUUGCGGCCGCGGUCAUACCGAGAUUUCAUUGAAAAAGUCGAAAAUAUUGUGUGGGUUUAAAAAACGCAAACGUCGCCGAAACGCGUAGCCCCAAAUGCACACGCCAGGUGCAAGGAUAAAGCCGUGAGGAUCGGGCACCCAAUCGGAUAGAUCGCGUUUGGUUAGCUUGUGGGGGAAAAUCGUACUUAAGUCACCACUACUACUACACACGGGCACCACCAGCAACACCAACAACAACAACAACGAGAACAGCACCAGCAACAACAACAACAGCAGCAAGAAGGAGAAGAGCUGAGAAGAGGAAGCAGAGGCAGCGCAGUCGGCAGCGCAGCGGCAGAGAGAAAAGAUGGCGACGAGAGGCAGUGGAACCCGUGUGCAAUCGCAGCCAAAGAUUUUCCCAUCGCUGCUUUCCAAGCUGCACGGCGCUAUCUCGGAAGCCUGCGUCUCGCAGCGUCUGUCCACCGACAAGAAGACGCUGGAGAAGACCUGGAAGUUGAUGGACAAGGUGGUCAAACUGUGCCAGCAGCCGAAGAUGAAUCUUAAGAAUAGUCCACCGUUUAUUUUGGACAUCCUGCCGGAUACGUACCAGCGCCUGAGAUUGAUCUACUCAAAGAACGAGGACCAGAUGCACCUGCUCCAUGCCAACGAGCACUUCAACGUGUUCAUCAACAACCUGAUGCGAAAGUGCAAGCAGGCCAUCAAGUUGUUCAAGGAGGGCAAGGAGAAGAUGUUCGACGAGAACUCCCACUACCGCCGCAAUCUCACCAAGCUCAGCCUGGUCUUCUCCCACAUGCUCAGCGAACUGAAGGCCAUAUUCCCCAACGGUGUCUUUGCCGGGGAUCAAUUUCGGAUCACCAAAGCGGAUGCGGCUGACUUUUGGAAGAGCAACUUCGGUAACAGCACAUUGGUUCCCUGGAAAAUCUUCCGGCAGGAGCUUAACAAAGUACAUCCCAUAAUCUCCGGCCUGGAGGCCAUGGCCCUAAAGACCACUAUCGAUCUUACCUGCAACGACUUCAUUUCCAACUUCGAGUUCGACGUCUUCACACGCCUCUUCCAGCCUUGGGUGACCCUGCUACGCAACUGGCAGAUUCUGGCCGUCACACAUCCGGGCUACGUGGCGUUUCUCACAUACGACGAGGUGAAGGCUCGCCUACAGCGCUACAUCCUCAAGGCGGGCAGCUACGUUUUCCGGCUCUCCUGCACGCGAUUGGGCCAAUGGGCCAUCGGCUACGUAACUGCCGAGGGAGAGAUUCUGCAGACAAUCCCUCAGAACAAGUCGCUGUGCCAGGCGCUGCUCGAUGGCCAUCGAGAGGGCUUCUACUUGUACCCAGAUGGCCAAGCGUACAAUCCGGAUCUGUCGUCUGCCGUUCAAAGUCCCACAGAGGACCACAUAACCGUUACCCAAGAGCAAUACGAACUAUACUGUGAAAUGGGCAGCACCUUUCAGCUGUGCAAAAUCUGUGCGGAGAACGACAAAGAUAUCCGCAUCGAGCCCUGUGGCCACUUGUUGUGCACUCCCUGCCUUACCUCCUGGCAAGUGGAUUCCGAGGGACAGGGCUGCCCCUUCUGUCGGGCCGAAAUCAAGGGCACCGAACAAAUCGUUGUGGACGCUUUCGAUCCGCGCAAGCAACACAACCGGAACGUCACCAAUGGGCGACAGCAGCAGCAGGAAGAAGACGACACUGAGGACAUUGGCGACUUCAACAUAGCCACGUCUUCGCUGCACGCACUCAGCACCUCGUCCACGGUGGCGGCUGAGAAGCACAGUCCGCACACAUCGCCACGUUUGGGACGACGGAGCACCACGCCCAGCUUGAUGGCCGUGCAGAACGAUCUCUAUGCCGGCGGCACGCCCACCCUCAGCCUGCCUAGCAGCUCGUGCUCCUCGAUCGCCGCCGCCUCCACAUCCUCCUCCUCCUCUUUAGCAUCGGUGGCAACAGUGGCAGCCUCAACAUCCUCCUCCCAGCACCAGCAACCGCAGCCUUCGGCUCCUCCUGCUUCGGCGGUGCUCAGCAAUGGAGGCGGUGGUGGUGGCGGCGGUGGGGCCAGUUCCAGUCAGAAGAACACAAACCGGAUGAGUGCACCGCUUAUCGGCUCCUGUGUUGCCAACUCCACGUAUGGCCAGAAAUUGCCCCAGAACUGCAGCCACAGCAGCACCAGCAGCAGCAGUGAUAAUGCCUCCAGCUCGAGUUCAUAUGCCAUCUUGCAGAAUCUCCAUGAUACGGGUACACCAGCAACGGCGGCAGCUGUGGUGGCUCCUCCCCUGCCACCCCGAAAGUCCUCACCUGGCGUGGAGACACCGAGCAAGGCCACGGCACCACCACCACCCAGCAGCAGCAAGAGUAUCGACAACAUUCAGUGCAGCUUGGACAAUGUGCCGCCGCAGACGACAGCUCCACCAAUUCCGCCACAUGUCUCGCCGAGCGUGGACACCUUGGCCGAAGAUUUGAUGCGACAGCAGCUCAUAGCAACUAGUACCACAUCGCCGGUGCUCUCUCUCUUGGAUGAGGACAUCGUUGAGGUGGGUCCGGCGGAAACUAUAAGUGGGGUGAUCGAUACCCGCCCGCUGGAGGCGCGCGGCGUGACCUUAUGCCGGCAGGACUCGGCAUCCUCCCAUUACACGCAACUCUGCACCACCAGCAGUGGUGGCUCUGCAGCAGCACUGGCCAACGGAAAGAAGGCCAAUUCGGCCAAGCAGAGCCAAGCGACAACGACGACAUCGGCGGCAGCGGCAGCGGCGACGGCGGGCAAUGGGUCCAAUCCUGGCCAGCAAUCGCAGCCACUGCUCUAUGCGAACGUGACGAUCAAUCAAAAAGACUGCGGCACCGUGCCCUACGAAAACAUUAACCUGGAGUACAUUGCCCGGCUGAUGAACGCGGGCUACUCCAAGGAGAACGCGAUCACCGCCCUAGGGAUUUCGCGCAACAACAUCGAGAUGGCCGGCGACAUCCUGCGCGAGUUUGUCUCCAAGAACAGCGCCUGAAGUGCCCAGCCGUCGGAUUGUUAAAUCGGAUGAUAGUCUUUAACCGAACAAAAAAAGAAAAAAACAAAAUGAAAACAAUCACCAGUCGAACUUCUCUAGCUCAAACAUUUGCAUAUUGUUAUGAUAAUUAGGUUGUUUAACAUGCGAAAUUGACAAAAUUAGCAUUUUAUAAUCGGUGAAAUUGUUUUCUAUUAAUGUAGUAAGUUUCUUAAAUUCGUGUUAAUCUAAAAUUACUUUUUAAUUUAUAUGUAGGGCAACUUUGUAUUUCAUUGUGAAACUAUACAUAUUGCUUUUGUGUUUGUAGCAAACCCAAUUAGUUUUAAUGAUUUGAAUUAUGAUAAAAGUGAACAAGAAAUUUGUAUUAUUAAUUCCCAGAUUAUAGCGAACCCAUCGUUAAACGCUAGUGUUACUUAGCUAAACACAUAAAACUAAGUUGGAGAAGUUCGACCGUAAGGAAAAUACAAAAAAUUCGCAUUAUAUUCAUGGUAAAUAUUUUCGAUUUAGGAGCACCAAAAUACACGCCUGUACCCCCCAAUUAGGCUGGGCUAUGCGAUCCCAGGAGAUUGAGUCCUUGAAAUUCCCCACUUGGCGUAGCCAGCACAAGCAAUUCACGUUUCCCCGUUCGAAAAGUUAAUGACUAAAAUGAGAUUAAAAUAUUGCCAGUAAGGCGGAAAUGAAAUUUAAGCACAACCCUUGGAUAUCAAAUAUAGCUAUGUACACUUAAAUUAAGACUAUCUAACUUCUUCCUAUUAAGAGCAAACAAAUAUAUAAGAAAUUAUAACUUGUAUUUACGCAGUUCUGGAAGAAACACUUGCCCACCCCGAAACAAACGAAGAAUAUAUAUAUUCAAAUUUUCUUGCUCUCACAAAAAAAAAAAAAAAAUAAAAAACAAAGUUAAGGAAAAAGACAAUGAUCUGGUAUCUUAAGAUAUUGUAUCUCAACUUGAUCGAUGCUCCUUUCACAUGUCAUGCUCAUGAGCCCAUCUAUAAGUAGUCCAUCGUUUCAUCCAAAGCCAAUCCAACCGAAUAUUGAUGAAUCAGAAUCAAAAUCGAACGCAGCGCAGCCAUUAUUGAAAUGCCUUCGGUGGCGAAUGCCUCCAAAAAAAAAAAAAAUAAAUAAAUAAUUGAAAAAAUGAAAAUACAAAUGAACACAGAUUUCUGAGUUUCCCAUGAACACCAAUUGCAAGCAAGGAUUCACACAAGUUGAGGACGCAACACCCCAAACAGAUCCGAUGCACUAUCAAGUUUACCUCGAUUUUUUAUACAAAGCUUGAACGUUUUUGUAAUAGUACUUGUAAGUUCGAAACGAAUCAAUUAAUCUCCCAAAACAAGUUGAUCGAGAAAAUAUGCAUAAUUCAAUUUGUAUUACGAAUCCCUUUUUACUGGCUUUAUACAUAAACAUAUACGAUAAUCGAGAUCGAUCGGUUUUUAAAUUCGUCAGAAAAUGUUCUAGUCCUCCUCACACGAAAAACACAAUUUUUGCCAUACUCGUAUAUCUACUACACCUAAGGCGAUAUAUAUAUAUAUAUUUAUAAAUAGGCGAUAUAUUUAAUGUGCGACAAACGAAACGAAAAAAAAAAACGAAUCUAAAUCAAUGCAAUAUAUUCACUAAAACGAGAAAUCAAUGCAAGAGCGUUAAAUCGCAAGAUUAUUCGACAUUACCUAAACAGGCAUACAAAGUUUACAAGUAUUUAAGCGCAAGGAUCGUGAGUUUUAAGCCGAAAACCGAAAUUCCCAGGAUAUAGAGAGCCCAACAGCCGAAAAUCAAGUCAAUGAAUGGAACCGAGACGUUUGUCCAAAUGGGGCAGCGCAAUUGAGUAACGAUGAUACCAUACCAUAGUCACGUCAUGUAACCGAACAAAUCUAAGCAGAUAUAAAUUAUUCUUAUAAAUAAAAGCGAAAAAUAAAACC